UGUGUGUGUGCAAUUUAAGGUGAUAGUGGGACAAACAACCACAAGGUAUAUAAGUCCCCCGUAAAGAGAUCCGUUGGUUAAGUUAACUGAAACUUCGCUCAGGCUUCGAGGGGUCUCGCUGCCUCUUCCCAAAAACUAACAACCAUGAACAGAAUCGUGAUUUUACUGGGGAUCGCCGGAUGGUGUCAGGGGUCAGGCUGGGAAAUCGGAGGUCACGGUGGGCUGAGUCUAGGGGAAAUUUCUGUGGGAGGUCACGGCCACGAAUUGCCAGCAAUUUCCCUCGACGAGUCAAGCCUUGGAGGUCACGGUGGCGGCUGGGAUCUCGGAGGACAUGGAGGCUGGGAUUCCGGCUUUAGCAUCGGAAGCGGGGGUCACGCGGGACACGGGCUUCACGUUAUCCCGGUGGUCAAGGAAAUUGGAGUUCCGGUGGUCAAACCGGUCGAGGUCAAGAUCCCUCAUCCGGUGAUACAAACCGUGCCGCAACCCUAUCCGGUAGCGGUUCACGUGUCCCAGCCGGUCCCGUACGAGGUGAUCAAAAACGUCGUGACGAAGGUCGAAAAGAAGGUGCCAACUCCCGUGGAGAAAAUUAUUCCUUACAAGGUGGAAAAGCCCGUGCCGUUCAAGGUCUACAAACACGUUCCGGUGCCAGUCAUCAAGCGAUUCCCGAUCAAAAUUCCCGUAUACAAAACCAUCGUUCACAGUAGCAAGGGACAUUGAGUGAAAAACAGUCAGUUUUGUGAAAGGAAAAUGCAACGCAGGUCAACAAGUUCAGCGUCAGAAUACGCUUCUCCUUACACAAUUAGCAAGUGCGACGUUUUACAAUUCACAUUUAACCGUUUCAGAUUUUUCCGUCACGCAUUGUUCUGUUACAUGGUGUAUUUAAAUAUUUAAACUAAUGAUAAUCGAAGCUAGUAUAUUUUCAUAGAUGUAUAAGUAUUAAUAGCUGUACAUUAUUUGUUUUGUUUGAAAUGAUAAACCGUAAAUACAAAAAAAAGUUUCCACGAGA
Molecule: messenger RNA, 1006 nt
Organism: Neodiprion virginianus
Lineage: Eukaryota; Metazoa; Arthropoda; Insecta; Hymenoptera; Diprionidae
Exons: 4
Coding region: 145-717 (190 amino acids)
Source: RefSeq, a predicted model, not a curated record